AUGUCCAGUAUCUACGCACAUAGGACACUCCAGCCCUCGGGCCCGCCCGGCCCGCAGUCCUCGGCUGCCCAGCGCGUAGACGCCGCUCUGGACUCCCUCCGCCACGAGUUUGACGUCCUACAUGGGGAGAUGCAGAUAUUGCGUCCACAACGCGAGGAGUACGAGGCAAAGAUCUCCUCGCAGGUGAACGAAGUGAACAUUAUCCGCCAGGCGCUGUAUGAGCUCGAGGCCCAGCACCAGAAGGUGCGAGCGGACUACGAGAACGAGUUGACGCGGCUCCGGGCCGAGUUGCGGCAGGCGCGCGAGAUGGGAGGCCCACCGCCGCCAGGGCCACAGUACGCGGCGCAGGAGGUGUAUGUGCAACGGGACGCCCGAGUGGCCGACCGCGAUCGGAUGAUCGUUGACCGCGAACGCGACCGUGAGCGCGACCAGCGCGAGCCCAAACGCAUCAAGACGGACCGUGACCGCAUUAAACCUGACCGCACCGAGUAUUCACCCUAUCUGCCACCGGCGUCCGCACAGGGCGGCCCGUCUGGACAGCUCCCUCCGCCGCCUAGCCAGGGCAAACAGGCUCCCGCUUAUGCACCCGCUUUGCCUUUGCCGCCAGGCUCGCAGGAGGUGCCGAUCGGCAACGGCGCACUCGCAGAGUACAACCCACUCAACUCAUUCCUCGACGAGAUCGAUCCCCACACAGCCCCGUCGGAAAUGAAGGUCGAAGGCUCAGACUGGUUCGCCGUCUUUAACCCUAAGGUCAAGCGUUCGCUAGGCAUUAGCCUCGUGCAUACCCUCAUGCACGAGAGCGUCGUCUGCUGUGUGCGUUUCUCUGCCGACGGCAAAUACUUGGCCACUGGUUGCAACCGUAGCGCGCAAAUCUACGAUACAGCCACAGGCGUGAAGACCUGCGUACUGGUGGACCCCAACGCGCCCAAGACUGGCGACCUAUACAUUCGCUCUGUCUGCUUUAGCCCUGACGGGAAGUACCUUGCUACGGGUGCAGAGGACAAGGUCAUCCGCAUUUGGGAAAUCAAGACGCGCCGUAUCCGCAGCACCUUCGAGGGCCACACUCAGGAGAUCUAUAGUCUAGAUUUCUCCCGCGAUGGUAUGCUCAUCGUCUCUGGCUCGGGCGACCGUACCGCGCGUAUCUGGAAUCUCGGUGACGGCACCCACAAGGUUCUCGCCAUCCACGAGCCCGAAACGGUCGACUCAGGCGUAACGUCCGUCGCGAUCUCACCUGAUGCGCGCCUCGUCGCCGCUGGCUCGCUCGACACGAUCGUUCGCAUCUGGGACGUCGCGACGGGCGCGCUGAUCGAACGUUUGCGCGGGCACAAGGACUCUGUCUACUCGGUCGCUUUCACACCUGACGGGCAAGGCCUCAUCUCGGGUUCGUUGGAUAAGACGCUCAAGUACUGGGACGUGCGUCAAGUCGGUAUGGGGCCACCGCCGAGCGGGAAGAAGCUCGUUGACAAGGAUCUGUGCGGAAUGAACUUCACGGGUCACAAGGACUACGUUCUUUCCGUCGCCGUCUCUCACGACGGCAAAUGGGUCGUCAGUGGCAGCAAAGAUCGCGGCGUGCAGUUCUGGGACUCGCGCACGGCAACGGUCCAGCUUAUGCUCCAGGGACACAAGAACUCGGUCAUCAGCAUCGAUCUGAGUCCCGCGACGAGCCUCCUCGCUACUGGAUCCGGCGACUGGGCUGCUCGAAUAUGGAACUACACCCCCGUCUAA
This is a messenger RNA of Peniophora sp. CBMAI 1063, 1725 nucleotides long. Lineage: Eukaryota; Fungi; Basidiomycota; Agaricomycetes; Russulales; Peniophoraceae. The record is from the annotation of a GenBank genome assembly.